Annulohypoxylon truncatum is the source of this 1081-nucleotide messenger RNA. RefSeq lists its product as uncharacterized. The transcript is spliced from 2 exons. The record is from RefSeq and is a predicted model, not a curated record. Bases 235 to 897 code for a protein of 220 amino acids. Lineage: Eukaryota; Fungi; Ascomycota; Sordariomycetes; Xylariales; Hypoxylaceae.
AAGCAGGCUGUGACAUGCACAUCUUGGAGCAAGACCGGUGUGAUUAGUUGCUUCUUAUCUCAUUACAACUGACGACAUGAGGCUCAAUUACCUUGAGUCGCCUUGGAGCUGGUGUCCUGCUGCAGACGCCCACGAGAAAUGUUCGGGGACAGCGGGUCAAAUGACCAUACCUUUCGCUGUAGUUUAUUUACCAGGAAGCCAGGUAAGCGAUAGAUUUUACCUGCCAUUUUCAAUAUGCCAGGUGAAGUAACCAAAGACCAAGUUAUCCGAACGCUCGGUAACGCCAUUUCUCCCUUUAAGCAAGCUCUCUUAUCGUCCAAAGCCAUUCAAGAUUUCUCUGGCCUUCCUGAUGCCUUCCCUGUAGUCGCUGGGCACCUCCAGUUCAUCUACGAGACGAUCAAAUCAAUGCGUGAUCGCCUUGGGAAGAACAAAGAGACCCAAGAGACCAAAGAGAAGUAUGCGCCCAUGAACCAAUUUGCCGAAAUGUGCGUCAACCAGGCCGGUUAUCUCAAGAAUGUCUUCGAGGAUGUCAAAAACACCGACGAUCCCGCCCUGAAACUGGAACGAUACCGCGAGACUGCAGCCAAAGCCGACGGCCUUAAGAUAGAGAGCGUAAUGCAGAACUUGCUCAAGCAGGCAGUCAACGCAGCGGUUGAGCCUUUGGUUAGUAACGAGCGAAUCAAGCAGCUCCAGGAGGUUCAAAAGGAAGUUGCUGCGCUAGAGCCGUCUUUGAAAGACGAACCUAAGGGAACGACGACGCUGAACAAUCAUGGUUCAGGGAGCCAAUUCCUCCACCAUGGAAAGGGUAACCAAAACCACUGCACUGGAGGAUAUCAGAUUACAGGGGACGGCGCCACCAACCACUUCUCGUCAGACAAGCAGAGGUCCACGGGAUGAGCAUAAUACUACGGACCCAGAUAAGCACUACCUAGGUAGUCAAACACAUAUUCUAAGGUGGUCGUUUUCCGGGCGGAACCGAUUCGUAGUAACAAUAGGUAGAAAAGAUUUCGUUCAUUGGAUAUCAUUUCAUAAACUGUGCAACAGCUUCUACAUAUAUUCUAUUUUUCCUAUCAUAUGUGCA